Molecule: messenger RNA, 3204 nt
Organism: Podarcis raffonei (Aeolian wall lizard)
Lineage: Eukaryota; Metazoa; Chordata; Lepidosauria; Squamata; Lacertidae
Product: transducin-like enhancer protein 1
Exons: 20
Coding region: 331-2673 (780 amino acids)
Biological process (GO): regulation of DNA-templated transcription; negative regulation of canonical Wnt signaling pathway
Cellular component (GO): nucleus; transcription regulator complex
Molecular function (GO): transcription corepressor activity; protein binding
Source: RefSeq, a predicted model, not a curated record
AGAUUUCUUGGCUGGGGGGCGAGGAGGGCGCCCCGUCGAAGGAGUAGCACCGGCGACCGCGACGAGAAGCGAUCCCCUUGCCCGGCCAGGGCUCCCCUUCCCCGGUGACAUUUCUCCCCCCCCCCCCCAAAAGCUCACAACAAAGGAAGCGGCUGGAGCGAGGCGGCGGCGGCGGGAGGAUGGUGCAGUUGAGCCGCGAGGCCGAGUAGGGGCUCCCGGUCCCGCUCCUCUCCCUCCGGCUGCCUUGGGGGCGCUUUUCCCCUCGGGAUUUAAACUUCGCCCAUUCAGCUGCGAAGGAGCAAAGCAGCGGCGGCAGCAGCAGCCCGAGUCAUGUUUCCGCAGAGCCGGCAUCCCACGCCACACCAGGCUGCAGGACAGCCUUUUAAGUUCACCAUCCCAGAAUCUCUAGACCGAAUCAAAGAGGAGUUCCAGUUCCUUCAAGCUCAGUAUCACAGCCUUAAGUUGGAAUGUGAGAAGCUGGCAAGUGAAAAGACAGAAAUGCAAAGGCACUACGUGAUGUACUAUGAAAUGUCAUAUGGGUUAAAUAUUGAAAUGCACAAACAGACAGAAAUUGCCAAGAGAUUGAAUACAAUCUGUGCACAAGUCAUCCCAUUUUUGUCUCAAGAACAUCAGCAACAAGUUGCUCAAGCAGUAGAACGUGCCAAACAAGUGACCAUGGCUGAGCUGAAUGCCAUCAUCGGGGUACGUGGCCUGCCAGGUCUACCUCCUACACAACAGCAGUUGCAGGCUCAACACCUCUCACAUGGCCAUGGACCCCCAGUGCCUCUAACCCCUCACCCAUCAGGACUUCAGCCUCCUGGGAUUCCUCCGCUUGGGAGCAGCGCUGGCCUCCUUGCCCUCUCCAGUGCUCUAGGUGGGCAGUCUCACUUGGCAAUAAAAGAUGACAAGAAACACCAUGACGCAGACCACCACAGAGACAGAGAUGCGGGCACAAGUAACUCACUCUUGGUUCCGGAUAGCCUGCGGAGCACAGAUAAACGAAGGAAUGGACCUGACUAUUCCAAUGACAUGAAAAAAAGAAAGGUGGAUGAUAAGGACUCGAGCCACUAUGACAGUGAUGGGGACAAAAGCGACGACAACUUGGUCGUGGAUGUGUCCAAUGAGGACCCUUCAUCUCCACGGGCAAGUCCUGCUCAUUCACCACGUGAGAACGGCAUAGACAAGAACCGCCUCUUGAAGAAAGAUGCCUCUAGCAGCCCAGCAUCCACUGCCUCAUCUGGAAGUUCUACUUCCAUGAAAUCCAAAGAAAUCGGUUUGCAUGAAAAGGGCAGCACACCGGUUCUGAAGUCCAGCACACCAACCCCACGAAGUGAUGUGCCAACCCCAGGAACCAGUGCCACUCCAGGCCUUCGUCCAGGCCUUGGCAAACCUCCAUCAAUGGACCCUCUGGUCAACCAAGCAGCUGCUGGCUUGAGGACACCUCUUGCUGUUCCCGGACCAUACCCUUCUCCCUUUGGAAUGGUACCACAUGGUGGCAUGAAUGGAGAGCUGACCAGCCCAGGAGCAGCCUAUGCCAGCCUACACAACAUGUCCCCGCAAAUGAGUGCUGCUGCAGCCGCAGCCGCUGUGGUUGCCUAUGGGCGAUCCCCUAUGGUUGGAUUUGAUCCUCCUCCUCAUAUGAGAGUACCCGGCAUCCCUCCAAAUCUGACUGGAAUCCCUGGAGGAAAACCAGCAUACUCAUUUCACGUUACUGCAGAUGGUCAGAUGCAGCCAGUUCCUUUCCCCCCAGAUGCUCUCAUUGGACCAGGAAUACCACGGCACGCUCGCCAGAUCAACACCUUGAAUCACGGGGAAGUGGUGUGUGCCGUCACCAUCAGCAACCCAACAAGGCACGUGUACACUGGUGGGAAGGGAUGUGUCAAAGUCUGGGAUAUCAGCCAGCCUGGCAACAAGAGUCCUGUUUCUCAGCUGGACUGUCUGAACAGAGAUAACUACAUUCGAUCAUGUAAAUUGCUCCCCGACGGAUGCACCCUGAUUGUUGGCGGGGAAGCCAGCACGUUAUCCAUUUGGGACCUGGCAGCUCCAACUCCGCGUAUAAAAGCAGAGUUGACGUCCUCGGCUCCUGCCUGCUAUGCUCUGGCAAUCAGCCCUGAUUCCAAGGUCUGCUUCUCCUGCUGUAGCGAUGGGAACAUUGCAGUCUGGGAUCUGCACAAUCAGACUCUGGUCAGGCAAUUCCAGGGCCACACAGAUGGAGCCAGCUGUAUUGACAUUUCUAAUGAUGGUACCAAGCUCUGGACGGGAGGCCUGGACAACACUGUGAGAUCCUGGGACCUAAGAGAAGGGCGGCAGCUACAGCAGCAUGACUUCACAUCCCAGAUUUUUUCCCUUGGCUACUGCCCCACUGGUGAAUGGCUGGCUGUGGGAAUGGAGAGCAGUAAUGUGGAAGUGCUGCAUGUAAAUAAGCCAGACAAAUACCAGCUUCAUCUGCAUGAGAGCUGUGUGCUGUCACUCAAGUUUGCUUAUUGCGGCAAAUGGUUUGUAAGUACUGGAAAAGACAACCUCCUAAAUGCCUGGAGAACCCCAUAUGGUGCAAGCAUAUUCCAGUCCAAAGAGUCAUCUUCUGUACUUAGUUGUGAUAUCUCCGUGGAUGAUAAAUACAUAGUUACCGGCUCUGGAGACAAGAAAGCUACUGUCUAUGAAGUUAUCUACUGAGAAAUUGUGUUGGAGACAUAACGAGUUGAACUGGGCCAAAACAUUCUUAAUGUGUAGACAUAGAAAGAUUUUACCUUUCUUAAUUAAAAAAAAGAAAAAAAGAGGAAGAACUUGAUUUCCACAAUGUCACACAAAGCUAUUCAACAUGUAUUAAACAGAAGGCAGCAUUUUGGUAUCCAGCUCCUGGAUCGAUGUGAAGCAAGAAGGCAAAAUGGAUUAAUGUAGCAUAGUUUUGAUGGAUUUUAAAAGCAGAGUCUGCUGAAGAUUGUUGAAGCCUUUGGGUUGGUUUCCCCCCCUCUUUAUGACCUCAUAAAAAUCAUGCUCAUUGCUUGAAUAUGCGGGAUUAUGUUUCAGCACUUGCAAUUCCACCUGCAUUCUUGUCUUGUGUAGAGCAGUGAUAUCUUGGAUAAACUUGUUUCCUGGUUUUGCCUCUUGGGAUAUGGGUUUUUGUAUUUUUUGUUGAAGAUCAAACAUUUGUAUAAAUUGUAAAUAUAUUUGGUUUAAUACAGUAAAGGCUUUAGUAUCAAUAAA